AUGACAGCAAAAGUGAUUUACUUCACUGUGGAUGGCAAACCUGAGCAGGCAGAAAUCUGGAGUGACUGCCCAUCACAAGAUGUCAAAGAUUUGUUUCGAGCUGCAGCAGAGGCUGGACCCCAUGAUAUUUUAAAACUCUACAACACAAAAGGGAACAUCGUAAACAUCUCCCCUGAGUUGGAGGGUAACACCCCAGAAACCCGCUACAGGCUGCAGGUCGUUGCUGCUGACUGUAUCAGUUCAGAAUUUGCUGCUUCACUGGGCUUUGAUCUUUCUGUCAUGGAGAAAAGACUUCAGGAACUAGAGAAAAAGAUCUCAUUUGAAGCUGGGGAAAUACCUACCAUUGUGUAUGACACGAAAAACAGAGUGGAAUCUUUUAGACACAAACUUGAGAGUGUUGAGCACCUUAGCUGGUUGGGCCUAUUUAAAGAUCUCAAAGAUGGGACUAGGAAACUGUGUCCCUUCUACCAUAAGAAGCCGUUGCAGAAAACCGAGGAAGAGUGCAAGCAUGUAAGGGAGAAAUACCUUCAAAUGAGUACACUUGAAGUUUCAGAAGAAGUUCGACAGUACCUCAAAACACCCACCUUUGAUAACUGGCAGUGGGAAGAUGCAGAGAUUAUGGUUCUACUACAGGUGAUGUAUACUGACCUUGAAUUCAUGUCCAAGUUCAAUAUUGAAGUGGAAGUCAUGCAGCAAUUUCUUUAUGAGGUCUACAGCCAUUACAAUAAUGUUCCCUUCCACAACUUUAGACACUCCUUCUGUGUCACACAAAUGAUAUAUGGUUUGAUCUGGUUAACAGAACUGUACAGCAAGAUGGAAAUCAUUGACAUCCUAACCAUGCUGACAUCAGCAAUUUGUCAUGAUCUCGAUCAUACAGGUUACAACAAUGCAUAUCAGAUCAAUGCUCGCACAGAACUCGCUCUGCGGUAUAAUGACAUUUCUCCGUUAGAGAACCAUCACUGUGCAGUGGCAUUUCAAAUCCUUGAGAAGCAUAACAGUAACAUUUUCAGGAAUCUGAGUAAAGAGCAGUACAAAAGGAUCCGUGAGGGAAUGAUAAAGUGUAUUCUUGCUACAGAUAUGUCUCGACAUAAUGAGAUUCUAAACAAAUUCAAGACGAUUUUGCCUGUUUUUGAUUUCAACAACAAAGACCAUAAAGAUGUGCUUAUGAUGAUUAUGAUAAAGGUCAGUGACAUUUCCAAUGAAGCCAGACCUAUGGCUGUAGCUGAACCAUGGAUUGAUUGCCUACUUCAGGAGUUCUUCAAUCAGAGUGAUAUGGAAAAACUGGAAGGCCUACCAGUGUCUCCAUUCAUGGACAGGGACAAGGUGAAAAAACCCUCAUCCCAAACUGCUUUUAUUCGUUUUGUAUUGCUCCCUUUAUUCACUGAACUGGCAAACCUGUUUCCAAAUUUAGAGCAACACAUCAUUGAUCCUGUUCGAAAGGCACUUGACUAUUAUACUGAGAUGGAACGUUCACUAGAAACAGAGAAGCAAAACUGCAUGGCUAAUUCACAAAACAAGAAGCCAAGAUGUCCAGACAUUAAAAGAAACAAACUGAGGAACAUAUGUCAAGCUGAACAGGAAAAAAUAGUGCAACUGCCCAAAUUCAGUAAUACUACUUUCAAAUCUAAAGUUAAAACAUCUCAGAAAACUAUAAAGAACUAAUUGCAUCAACUGGUACUGAUUAAUACUACAUGGCAGUUCAGUUUUAUAAUCUACAAUCCACUUUAGAGCUUUCAAUAGGAUAAUUGUUUU
Molecule: messenger RNA, 1752 nt
Organism: Protopterus annectens (West African lungfish)
Lineage: Eukaryota; Metazoa; Chordata; Ceratodontiformes; Protopteridae
Product: high affinity cGMP-specific 3',5'-cyclic phosphodiesterase 9A-like
Exons: 14
Coding region: 1-1662 (553 amino acids)
Biological process (GO): cGMP catabolic process
Molecular function (GO): 3',5'-cyclic-GMP phosphodiesterase activity
Source: RefSeq, a predicted model, not a curated record